GACGCGGCCACCGUACCAGCGUCACAUAGGGAUUCCCGAGUACGCAGGAGAAACAUCACAGUAGAUCCAAACAGAGGUCUGAAACCCUGAGAUCCUACUCAAAUUAUAACAUUAUAUCAUUAUAUUAAAUCUCGAGAGGAGCAGUGAUCAUGUCAGACAGAGGAGACGUGGAUUUAACCGGAGCUAAACAAAACACUGGGGUCUGGUUGGUUAAAGUCCCGAAGUAUUUGGCUCAACAAUGGGCCAAAGCACCUGGACGUGGAGAAGUCGGAAAACUCCGAAUCGGGAAGAACCAGGGGAAGGCGGAGGUGUCUUUCACUCUGAACGAGGAUUUGACUACGAUAGAAGGAAUGGGGGAAAAGGCAUCUAUGGUGCGAGCGCCUCGGGAACACCCGUUCACCCUGCAGACGGUCGGUGGACAGACCCUGACUGUCUUCACUGAGACGUCCUCAGGCCAGUCAGAUGCUGAGGGCAGCGGUUCAGGUACUGGUACAGUCCCAGACAAAUUGGCCCUGGAGGGCGUGGUGGUGCAGAGAGCCGAGUGCAGACCAGCCGCCAACGAGAACUACAUGAGAUUGAAAAGGCUCCAGAUCGAAGAGUCGUCGAAGCCACACCGGUUUUCUCAGCAGCUGGAAAAAGCCGUCACAACUAACUACAAACCUGUUGCCAACCAUGCUUAUAAUCUGGAUUAUGAGAAAAAGAAGAAGGAAGAAGGCAAAAGAGCUCGAGCAGACAGGCAGCAGGUGCUGGACAUGCUCUUUUCUGCCUUCGAGAAGCACCAAUUUUACAACAUUAAAGACCUUGUGGACAUCACCAAACAGCCUGUGAUUUACCUGAAGGAGAUCCUGCGUGACAUCGGCAUCUACAAUGUGAAGGGAACUCACAAGAACACCUGGGAGCUGAAGCCUGAAUACAGACAUUACCAGAACGAGGAAAAGAGUGACUGAUCAGCUGAUCAUCAAUUCACUUUCCAUAUCGUCUUGACUCAAUAUAAUGGAGGCAGCCCGUAGACUGGUUGCUAUGGAAACAAAUCUCGUCUCCUCAAUACUGCAUAGUAAAACUUUUUUUGUGUAGGCAUUUUUUUUCUUUUAAGUGUAAUGUUUUUACACCAUUUUAUAGACAAAAAAAACCAUGUGGGACAUUACGAUUAUGCUGCUGUAGCUUUGGGGACUUUUGCAGAAUAUUGAGGCAGAGAGGUGACUGAUGAAGAACAUCCUGUAAACAAACCCAUUCAUUUUUUUUUUAUGAUUUUAGCAUCAGUUUUUAAUGUACUGUAUACAUACCUGUAAUAAAUGUUUAGUACAAAAAUGUAA
Molecule: messenger RNA, 1313 nt
Organism: Silurus meridionalis
Lineage: Eukaryota; Metazoa; Chordata; Actinopteri; Siluriformes; Siluridae
Gene: gtf2f2a
Product: general transcription factor IIF, polypeptide 2a
Exons: 9
Coding region: 150-947 (265 amino acids)
Biological process (GO): transcription initiation at RNA polymerase II promoter; transcription by RNA polymerase II
Cellular component (GO): transcription factor TFIIF complex
Source: RefSeq, a predicted model, not a curated record